AUGGAAGGAACUCGUCAAAAUGGUUUUUUCAUCGGUCGAAACUCUGCAGGCCUUUGGGAAUGCGGUUUGUGCCACACAAGCGUCUGUUACGAGGGCAUGUUGGAGGACCAUAUACGGGGCAAGCAACACGCUAAGAACCUCCGAAACCUUUCGUGGGAGAAGUCAGCUGACGAGGGAUCUGCUGCUCCUAUCCAUACCAGUAGUAAUAUCUCUACCCCAUCCAUCGGGCCGGCCUCCACUUCUCGUCUCGAGUCAGCUUCACAAGCAUUAUCUUGGCGUAAUGAUCCGCAGUAUACGGGCUACAGGGAGUUCAUGGAGCAGUGUCACCAGCAAUUCUAUCCUGAUUGUGUGGCGCUCACGUCCUUGUCCGUUAUACCGCCGCUUGCUGAGCGUUCAGGGACAGUUUGGGGAGAGGCGCCCGCUAUGGAUGACGGAUGGGAUACGGUCUGCAAGCUCUGUGAUGCCCAACUGAGUGAUUGGUAUCAGUGGGCUCAACACAUGCAGGGUCGGAAACAUAGGGAUAAUGUGAAAGCCUCCAGGUGGUCAUUCGCCCAAUUCUGGCAGCGGUUGACAGCUGGGAAGUUCCCAUACUACUACGAGCAUCUUACUGGUAUCUGGUGCAUCGACCCCCCAAUAGAUCCAUUUCCGGCUUCCGAUGUUUACAUCGAAACUCUCAGACAGAACACCCAUGAGCCCAGCCAAGAUACCGCUGAGGACACGACGGAAGCCCUGGGUCCAAGUCGCGCUGGUUCAUGGGAGUAG
This is a messenger RNA of Perkinsus marinus ATCC 50983, 762 nucleotides long. RefSeq lists its product as hypothetical. The coding region runs from base 1 to 762 and encodes 253 amino acids. The transcript has 7 exons. NCBI's taxonomy places the organism in Eukaryota, Perkinsozoa, Perkinsida, Perkinsidae. The record is from RefSeq and is a predicted model, not a curated record. Gene Ontology annotation, molecular function: zinc ion binding; nucleic acid binding.